Mizuhopecten yessoensis (Yesso scallop) is the source of this 1339-nucleotide messenger RNA. RefSeq names its product GTP-binding protein Rhes-like. The record is from RefSeq and is a predicted model, not a curated record. Bases 372 to 1202 code for a protein of 276 amino acids. Gene Ontology annotation, molecular function: GTP binding; GTPase activity. The transcript is spliced from 3 exons. NCBI's taxonomy places the organism in Eukaryota, Metazoa, Mollusca, Bivalvia, Pectinida, Pectinidae.
UGCAUCCGGCCAUGUUAGUUAGACUAGGUUACAAGCACGCUGUAUACAUCUAUCUGUUUACUAUUACCCCUUCAUACUCUCCUAACGUCGCCUCUGCUGCGAUGGUACCGGGCGUUCGCCAUAUAUUGGCUUUGCAGAUAAUCUCAGAGUGAGAGAGGACGGCUAAAAGGCUAUCAGCCUUAGUAUAGACACACAUCACACAGUAUCAACACUCAGACCGUCUACUUCUACCAGCUGACGACCUGCUAGUUACACCGGAGUACAGUCGUCCAUGGAACCUCCAUAUCAGCGCCCAGGAUUCGAACUCAGGUAAUCCUGAUAACUUCGAAGGCAACUGUUUGUGCUGGGCUCCUAACUUUACAACACCCAAGAUGGCGUUGAUUGAACAGGGUGAUUCGGCUCCCCCGGAAAACUGCCAGCGGCUUGUGAUUCUCGGAUCUAGUAAAGUGGGUAAGACUUCUCUCGUGGCUCGAUUUCUGUACAACAAGUUCGACGAUAAUUACACCCCUACCAUAGAGGAUUUCCACAGGAAAGUGUACCGGAUAAAAGGUGAGGCCUACCGGUUGGAUUUAUUGGACACUUCCGGUAACCAUCCAUUUCCGGCCAUGAGGAGACUUUCCAUGAUUACAGGUGACCUGUUUGUACUAGUGUACAGCAUCGACAACAGAGAUUCGUUUGAGGAAGUAUCAAAGUUGUGUAAACAGAUCCAAGAGUGCAAAGGUCAAUGCCGGAAAGAGACAAAACGGCUAGCUCACGUGCCGAUGAUGAUUGUAGGAAAUAAAUGCGAUAAAGAGAAACACAGAGUUAUCGACCCUUCGGAACCGGAAAUGCUUAAAGAAGCUUACCAUCACUGUGGUUUUCUUGAAACAUCCGCCAAAAAGAACAUCAAUGUUGAGGAAUCAUUCCAGAAUUUAUUUGAUCUCGCUAAGUUGCCUGCAGAAAUGAGCCCGUCGUUACAUCGGCGUGUUCAACCCUCAUACAUCGGCGGAAAUAGUUCGCAGUCGGGAAAGCGAGGGAUGUCUAUAAGGCGCAAAAUGUCAGAUGCAUGUGGAACCAUUGCGCCAAACGUGCGUCGGCCAAGUAUUCGUACGGACUUGUUAGUGGCGCAAAUGCGUACAAACACUAGUGGUACUGUCACUAAAGUGCCACCAACUCCCACUAGUGAUAGACACAGGACUGAGUUGCGGUGUGUGAUUCAGUGACUUUCCACAAGUGUACUAUCCAAACAUACAAUGACCAAAUUAUAUAUUUUAUAUUCAUGUAUAAAUAUGUGUUGGAUGUUGGUGUCGGUAAGCCUUGAUGUCCAAAACUGUAAAAUAAAAUGUGUCUUUAAAGUAAA